GUUUGGCCAAGUAGGGGCCUGAGGAUUAGGGAGACACAGACGGAGAGAAACAAAGACCUUAGAAGCUGAAGGGGAAGCUGGGAGGGAUGCCCAGGAGAGAGAGUCCUCAGGAAAAGGCCCCAGAGGACCUGAAGGAGAAGAAGGAGAAGGUGGAGGAGAAGGCAAGCCGGAAAGAGCGAAAGAAAGAAGUGGUGGAGUCUCCCCUCCCAUUGGUGGUAAUGGUGGGCAGGGCAUGCAGCCAGCCUGAGGCUACUCCCUCUCCUGGUCCCCACAGGAGGAGGAGAACGGGGCUGAGGAGGAAGAAGAAGAAACUGCUGAGGAUGGAGAGGAGGAAGAUGAAGGGGAAGAAGAAGAUGAGGAAGAAGAAGAAGAGGAUGACGAAGGGCCCGCGCUGAAGAGAGCUGCCGAAGAGGAGGAUGAAGCUGAUCCCAAGCGGCAGAAGACAGAAAAUGGGGCAUCGGCGUGAGCCCCUGCCAACAGGCUGGGGUUGGGAGGCCUCUCUGGGCCUGGAGGUGGGGGUGGGGGCAGACAAGUCCAGCCACUGUUCACCUGGCUCCCUGCUCUGGGCCCUGCACCAGAGCUGCCACCCUCUUCUUUCUCCCCAGCCUUCUCAUUUCCGCCUUUCCAGACACUGCGCCCUCCACCCUCACUCUGCCAUUGUUCCACCUCCUGACCUGCUCCAUCUGAGCUCCCCAGCUGGCCCCCAAUUGCUCCUCUCUCUCUUUGCUCUCUUUCUCCCUCCCCUACCAGCCCCAUCCUUCCUCUGGUAGCCUCUCCCACCUAACCUCUGCAUCCCCCAGCCUCAUGUCCUGCCCCAUCCCUAUCCUGCCUGACCCCUGGAUCUCCCUCAGAUCCCCUCUUCUCAGACAGCGCCAGGCCGGGGUGGGGCCGGGGUUGGGGCCGAGCCCCACAGCUGCCCCCCUCCCCUCCCUUUUUGUAUAAUUUAAUAAAGAAAUGGUCGCGCUUCUGUUUUUAA
Molecule: messenger RNA, 976 nt
Organism: Mandrillus leucophaeus (drill)
Lineage: Eukaryota; Metazoa; Chordata; Mammalia; Primates; Cercopithecidae
Gene: PTMS
Product: parathymosin
Exons: 5
Coding region: 87-395 (102 amino acids)
Biological process (GO): positive regulation of transcription by RNA polymerase II; negative regulation of apoptotic process
Cellular component (GO): nucleus
Molecular function (GO): histone binding
Source: RefSeq, a predicted model, not a curated record